CAAAAAACUUACUGAAAUAAGAGCAACCAAUAUAAACAAGCAGUCCUCCCAAAUCUUGCCACUUCUUCUGUCAAUCUAUCUAUCCAUCUUCCCCAAAACCCUCAAAAACCCUAACUCGAAACCCUAAUCAAUGGCCGGCUCCGACGUCUCCGACGGCCCCGUCCUCAGCCUAAUCAACAAACGCCUCCGCGCCCUGCGCAAGAAACUCAACCGCAUCACCCAAAUGGAAGACUCCAUUUCCAACGGCAAGUCUCUCAACAAAGAACAAGAAGAAGUCUUCCGUUCCAAGCCCUCCGUAAUUUCCGCCAUCGAUGAACUCGAGAAGCUCAAACAGCCUCUUUCGAUCGCCGUCGCCGAAGAAAUCGAUCUGGCGGUUAGAGUCAAGAGUGAGAAUGUGGCGGAAAAGGCGGAGGAAGGGGCGAAGAGUGGGGACGAGUUUUCGGUUGUUGAAAAGGUGUUGGAGUUGUUGUAUUUCGGGAGUAUGUUUGAUGUGAGGAGUGAGAGUGAUUUUACGAGGACGGUGUUGACCAAGACGCAUGAGAGGAAUUGUUGUUUGAGUUACGAUUAUGUUUCGGAUGAUGAGAGUGAGUUGUUGGCGGAGAGGGAUUUGGAUUUGAUUUCCAAAGUUGGGAGCUUGUUGGUUUCGAGGCCGGUGGAUACCAGUUUGUCGCAUAAGAAUGCGUUGGAGAAGUGUGUGGAGCGGGCUAAGCUUUGGAUUGAGAGUUCGGAGCAGACGGUUGAGGGGGAGGAGAAUGUGACUUAUUCUGUAUUGAAGGAAAAGCUUGCGAAGAUAAUGAGUUCUCCGUACUUUACCACAUUGCCAGAAAUGAAAGCGCCUGUGGAGGUGGCUGCUGCUGGAAACUAUGGGUCUUUUCAGGCUCAAGAGGAUGUUCGGUAUCAACAAAAGGAUGAUGAUUUACCAAAAAUUGAAGGGAAUGAAUCUUCUGAUAAUCAGGCUGGUCCUGUUGACGAAUUGCAGAACGGUGAAUACAAGGUUGAGAACUCUACAGAGCUACCAGCUGAUUCAGAGUCGGUCAAACCACAGCCUGAUAGGGAACUAACAUUUGGAGAUGUGGAAGCAAAGGAGCAACAGUAUAACCGGAGGCAUUUCCAGAACCAAAGGGGUGGACGUGGCCCAGGUGGUCGUAGGGGAUAUCCCAAUGGGCGCGGAGGUCGGAAUGGUAACAGCAGGGGAGGUGGGCCAUACCAGAAUGGUCGCAACCAGUACUAUGAUCAGCCUGGAAAUUACUAUCCUAGAAACAACUAUUAUAGCAAUAGAGGCAGGGGAGGUGGUAGGGGUGCUGCCGGGAACAAUCAUGGCUCUGCAGUUCCAACUGAGUCAUGACCUCGUUACUAGCUCUCUGGUGGAUGGGGAAGAUGAUUUGCUUUUGCUUGAGACAUGGAUUGAAUCUGGGUUGUUGUAAGACGAGUGGUACACUCAGGACCCUGUUUUGUUGUUCAAUUCAAUCAAUAGAGGACUUGUUGGUAAAAUUCUUUUCUAGCAAUGACUUUAUUGAACUGCAAUGAUGGUAUCUUAACUUGGUUAUAAAAUGUGUAGCAUGAGGUUUUAAUUAAAA
Molecule: messenger RNA, 1577 nt
Organism: Daucus carota subsp. sativus
Lineage: Eukaryota; Viridiplantae; Streptophyta; Magnoliopsida; Apiales; Apiaceae
Exons: 4
Coding region: 131-1345 (404 amino acids)
Source: RefSeq, a predicted model, not a curated record